UGUGUGUGUGUGUGGCGGCGCGUGAUGUCUCAGUAGUGUUGUCCAGGAAGGCAGCACACUAGGUUUUGAGACGCAGCCGCAGACAUUUAAACAUCAAACAGGCCGCUCCGGUGCGGGACAGCGAGUCGUUAUAGAAGAAAACAAACAUCCACUGAUUAUUAAAACCAUCCCUCCGGUAACCGGUCAGUCGCUGCUGGUGGGGUUAGUAUGGACUGAGGCUGGACGGGUGUCGUCGGGGGGCGCCGGUGAAGCAGGAAAAACACCCGAAACGAACAGACGAGACCGAGAGAGAGCUCCGCGGACAGACGCCCGGUGUUCGGUAAUGCGAUGGUCUCUGCGGCCCGGCCUGAGCUCCAGGUGCUUCGAUCUCGCUCCCUCAGCUGCUGGAAACGCCCUGCUUCUCUAGAUUCUCGCCCGGCUCCUGCCACAUAAACAGACAAGAUUGCAAAGAUCUGCCCCGCAUCGAGCAUGACGGCCACCACCCGCGGCUCUCCCGUUGGGGGCAACGAGAGCCAGAGCCAAGCGCCAGACGCCCAGAACCAGACCCAGACCCUGCUGCCCCAGAACCAGACGCCCUCACCAAACUCCUCCAAUGAGACGUCUUCCAUCAGUCCACCAGAGGAAGCAGGGCAGGGAGAAGCCCCGCCCACACAGGAAGAGGAGGAGCCUGCCUUCCCCCACACAGACCUGGCCAAGCUGGACGACAUGAUCAACCGGCCGCGCUGGGUGGUUCCGGUCCUGCCCAAAGGAGAGCUGGAGGUUCUGCUGGAAGCUGCUGUAGAUCUCAGUAAAAAAGGGCUCGACGUGAGGUGCGAGGCGUGUCAGAGGUUUUUCCGUGACGGGCUGACGAUCUCAUUCACCAAAAUCCUGACGGAUGAGGCCGUGAGCGGCUGGAAGUUUGAGAUCCACAGGUGCAUCAUCAGUAACACCCAGCGUCUGGUGGAGCUCUGCGUGGUCAAGCUGGCUCAGGAUUGGUUCCCUCUGCUGGAACUGCUGUACAUGGCCACUAACCCGCACUGCAAGUUCCACAUUUACAACGGCACGCGUCCAUCCGAGAGCGUUCCUGCGGGAGUGCAGCUCGCCGACGAUGAGCUGUUUGCCCGGCCGCCCGACCCACGCUCUCCUAAGGGUUGGCUAGUGGACCUCAUCAAUAAGUUCGGGACGUUGAGCGGGUUCCAGAUUCUGCACGAUCGCUUCACGAGUGGCCAGGCUCUCAACGUGCAGAUCAUCGCAGCUCUCAUCAAACCUUUCGGCCAGUGCUACGAGUUCUUGACUUUGCACACGGUGAAGAAGUUUUUCUUGCCCGUAAUCGAGAUGGUCCCACAGUUUCUGGAGAACCUCACAGACGAGGAGCUGAAGAAGGAGGCCAAGAACGAGGCCAAGAAUGAUGCUCUGUCCAUGAUCAUAAAGUCCUUGAAGAACAUAGCGUCCAGAGUUCCGGGUCAAGAGGAAACCGUCAAGAACCUGGAAAUCUUCAGGUUAAAAAUGAUCCUUCGGUUGUUGCAGAUUUCUUCAUUUAAUGGGAAAAUGAAUGCGCUGAAUGAAGUGAACAAGGUAAUCUCGAGCGUGUCGUAUUACACGCACCGGCACGGAAACCCAGAGGAGGAGGAGUGGCUGACCGCAGAGCGAAUGGCUGAAUGGAUUCAGCAGAACAACAUUCUGUCCAUCGUGCUGAGAGACAGUCUGCACCAGCCGCAGUACGUGGAGAAGCUGGAGAAGAUCCUGCGCUUCGUCAUUAAGGAGAAAGCUCUGACCCUGCAGGACCUCGACAACAUCUGGGCGGCUCAGGCUGGUAAACACGAAGCGAUCGUCAAGAACGUCCACGAUCUGUUGGCCAAGCUAGCGUGGGAUUUUUCCCCGGAGCAGCUCGAUCACCUGUUCGACUGCUUCAAGGCCAGUUGGACGAACGCUGGUAAGAAGCAGCGGGAGAAGCUUCUGGAGUUGAUCCGCAGGCUGGCGGAGGACGAUAAGGACGGAGUGAUGGCUCACAAAGUGCUCAACCUGCUGUGGAACCUGGCACACAGUGAUGACGUCCCCGUCGACAUCAUGGACCAGGCUUUGAGCGCCCACAUCAAGAUCCUGGACUACAGCUGCUCGCAGGACCGCGACAAUCAGAAGAUGCAGUGGAUCGACCGCUUCAUCGAGGAGCUCCGGACGAAUGAUAAGUGGGUGAUUCCAGCUCUGAAGCAGAUCAGGGAGAUCUGCAGCUUGUUUGGAGAAGCUCCUCAGAACCUCAGUCAGACGCAGAGGAGUCCACACGUCUUCUACCGUCACGAUCUGAUCAACCAGCUCCAGCACAAUCACGCGCUCGUCACGCUGGUGGCUGAGAACCUGUCUGCGUACAUGGACAACAUGAGGCAGUUCUCCAGAGAGCAUACAGAGUUUGAUCCUCAGACGGUUCGAGCGGGAAGCCGGUACAGCCACGUACGCGAGGCCUGCUUUAAGUGGUACUCCAAGCUCAUGGGUGACGAGCCGGAUCUGGACCCCGACAUCAACAAGGACUUUUUUGAGAACAACGUGCUGCAGCUGGACCCCACGCUGCUCACGGAGAACGGCAUGAAGUGCUUCGAGCGCUUCUUCAAAGCUGUGAACUGCAGAGAGGGCAAGCUGGUGGCCAAACGCAGGGCGUACAUGAUGGACGACCUGGAGCUGAUCGGGCUCGACUACCUCUGGAGGCUCGUGAUUCAAGGCAGUGAUGACAUCGCCACUCGAGCCAUAGACCUGCUGAAAGAAAUAUACACCAACCUCGGACCAAAGCUACAGGUGAAUCAGGUGGAGAUCCACGAGGACUUCAUCCAGUCGUGCUUCGACCGGCUCAAGGCCUCGUACGACACGCUGUGUGUGCUGGACGGAGAUAAGGACAGCAUUAACUGCGCCAGACAGGAGGCCAUACGCAUGGUGCGCGUUCUGACGGUGCUCAGAGAGUACAUCACCGAGUGUGACAGCGACUACCACGAGGAGAGGACCAUCCUGCCCAUGUCCAGGGCGUUCCGUGGGAAGCACAUCACUCUGGUGGUGAGGUUUCCCAAUCAGGGCCGUCAGGUGGAGGACUUGGACAUCUGGUCCCACACCAACGACACCAUUGGCUCGGUCCGCCGCUGCAUCCUCUCUCGCAUCAAAGCCAACAGCACACACACUAAAGUAGAGCUGUUCAUUGGAGGAGAGAUCGUGGACCCCGCUGAGGACCGCCGGCUGAUUGGACAGCUCAACCUCAAAGAUAAAACUCUCAUCACAGCGAAGCUCACGCAGGUCAGCACCAACAUGCCCUCCAGCCCCGACAGCUCGUCCGACUCGUCCACCGGCUCGCCCAGGAACCACACAAACCACUACAGCGAUGGCCCGAACCCCGAGGUGGAGAGCUGCUUGCCAGGAGUGAUCAUGUCGCUGCAUCUGCGCUAUAUCUCCUUCUUGUGGCAGAUCGCUGAUCUGGGCUGCACCCUGAGCAUGCCGCUACUGCGAGACGGAGCUCGAGUGCUCAUGAAGCUCAUGCCUCCAGAUAACACUACAGUGGAGAACCUGCGAGCGAUCUGUUUGGAUCACGCUAAGCUGGGAGAGAACAGUCUGAGUCCCACUCUGGAUUCACGCUUCUUUGGCCCGUCCGCUUCACAAGUGCUCUACCUCACCGAGGUGGUGUAUGCGCUGCUGAUGCCAGCCAGUGGAACUCUGGGAGACGACGCCAGUGGCUUCCAGUGCAACUUCCUGAAGAGCAGCGGUCUGCCUCUGGCUCUGGGCAUGCUCACCAGGAACAACUUCCUUCCCCGUGCGGACAUGGAGACGCGGCGCGGCGCUUACCUGAACGCCCUGAAGAUCAGCAAGCUCCUGCUGACCGGCGUGGGGUUCGGACACGUGAAGGCCGUGGCGGAGGCCUGCCAGCCGCUGGUGGAGGGAACCAGCCCCGCGUCUCCGAUAAAUCAGGCGACCCAUGAACAGGCUCUGGUGCUGCAGAACGCUCUCCAGAGCAUUCCCAAUCCCGCCUCCGAGUGCAUGCUGCGCAGCGUGUCCCUCCGGCUGGCCCAGCAGAUCUCUGACGAGAACUUCUUCCAGGCCUCAAAGUACAUCCCGGAUAUCUGUGUGAUCCGCGCCGUGCAGAAGAUCGUCUGGGCUUGCGUUUGUGGGAUGGUGCAUCUGGUCUUCAGCUCGAACGAAGAGAUCAGCCAGAUCUACGAGAAGACUAACGCAGGUAACGAGCCGGACGCUGAAGACGAGCAGGUGUGCUGUGAGGCGCUGGAGGUCAUGACCUUGUGUUUUGCUCUGCUCCCUACGGCCCUCGACACGCUCAGCAAAGAGAAAGCCUGGCAGACCUUCAUCAUCGACCUGCUGCUGCACUGCCAGAGCAAAGCUGUGCGUCAGAUGGCACAGGAGCAGUUCUUCCUCAUGGCCACCAGGUGCUGUAUGGGACACAGACCCCUCCUGUUCUUCAUCACCCUCCUCUUCACUGUUCUGGGAAGUACGGCGAAGGAAAGAGCGAAGCACGCUGGCGAUUACUUCACGCUCUUGCGCCACUUACUCAACUACGCCUACAACAGCAACAUAAACCUUCCCAACGCCGAGGUGCUGCUGAACAACGAGAUCGACUGGCUCAAGAGGAUCCGGGAUGAGGUGAAGAGGAGCGGAGAGACGGGUGUGGAAGAGACCAUUCUAGAGGGUCAUCUGGGGGUCACCAAAGAGCUGCUGGCCUUUCAGACCCCGGAGAAAAAGUUCUACAUCGGCUGUGAGAAAGGAGGCGCUAAUCUGAUUAAGGAGCUGACCGAUGACUUCAUCUUCCCGGCGUCUAACGUGUUUCUGCAGUUCGUGAAGAGCGGCGAGUUCCCGGCGGAGCAGGCUAUACCGGUGUGCAGCAGUCCUGCGUCUAUAAACGCCGGCUUCGAGCUGCUGGUGGCGCUCUCUGUCGGCUGCGUGCGGAACCUCAAGCAGAUCGUCAACACGCUCACAGACAUGUACUAUCUAGGUUGCGAGGCGCUUACAGAGUGGGAGUAUCUGCCUCCGGUGGGGCCGCGGCCGAACAAAGGCUUCGUGGGUCUGAAGAACGCAGGAGCCACGUGCUACAUGAACUCCGUGAUCCAGCAGCUUUACAUGAUCCCGCCCAUCCGCAACGCCAUCCUGGCCAUCGAAGGCACUGGCAGCGACAUCGACGACGACGACACGUCCAGAGACGAAAAGCAGGACAACGAGGCUAAUGUGGACCCCAGGGAUGAUGUGUUCAGUUAUCAUCAGCAGUUUGAUGACAAGCCCUCUCUCAAUAAGGCCGAGGACCGUAAGGAGUACAACAUCGGAGUGCUGCGGCGUCUGCAGGUCAUCUUCGGUCACCUCGCCGCGUCCCGUCUGCAGUACUACGUGCCCAGAGGCUUCUGGAAACAGUUCAGGUUAUGGGGGGAGCCGGUGAAUCUGAGAGAGCAGCACGACGCGCUGGAGUUCUUCAAUUCCCUGGUGGACAGUCUGGAUGAAGCACUGAAAGCCCUCGGCCAUCCCAGCAUGCUCAGCAGGAUCUUGGGCGGCUCGUUUGCAGACCAGAAGAUCUGUCAGGGUUGUCCUCACAGAUAUGAGUGUGAGGAGUCCUUCACAACACUGAAUGUAGACAUCAGAAACCACCAAAACCUCCUUGACUCUUUAGAACAGUACGUCAAAGGGGAUCUUCUCGAAGGAGCCAAUGCGUACCACUGUGAGAAGUGCAACAAAAAGGUGGACACGGUGAAGCGUCUCCUUAUAAAGAAGCUCCCGCCGGUGUUAGCCAUCCAGCUGAAGCGCUUCGAUUACGACUGGGAGCGUGAGUGUGCGAUUAAGUUCAACGAUUACUUCGAGUUCCCUCGUGAGCUGGACAUGGAGCCCUACACGGUGGCAGGCGUGGCGAAGCUGGAGGGUGACGAGGUUCCGCCGGAGAGCCAGGUCAUCGCUGAGAACUCUGAUCCGAACAGCAGCUCCCGCUAUCGGCUCGUGGGUGUGCUGGUGCACUCGGGGCAGGCCAGCGGCGGACACUACUACUCUUAUAUCAUGCAGCGGCACUGUAAUGGCAGCGACGGACUGAAGGACCGCUGGUACAAGUUUGACGACGGCGACGUGACGGAGUGUAAGAUGGACGAUGACGAGGAGAUGAAGAACCAGUGCUUCGGUGGAGAGUACAUGGGUGAGGUGUUCGACCACAUGAUGAAGCGCAUGUCGUACCGGCGGCAGAAGCGCUGGUGGAACGCCUACAUUCUGUUCUACGAGCGCAUGGACGCAGCAGGGGGCGACGGAGAGCUGCUGAAGUACAUCUCCGAGCUGACGCUCGCGCCCCGGACGAACCAGCCUAAAAUGCCCUUGGCCAUCGAGGCCAGCGUUCGCAAACAGAACGUGCAGUUCAUGCACAGCCGCAUGCAGUACAGCCUCGAGUACUUUCAGUUCGUUAAGAAACUGCUGACCUGCAACAGCGUCUACCUGAACCCUCCUCCAGGUCAAGAUCAUCUUUUACCAGAAGCUGAAGAAAUAGCGAUGAUUAGUAUACAGCUUGCUGCUAGGUUUCUGUUCAGCACCGGAUUCCACACAAAGAAAGUCGUCCGAGGCCCUGCUAGUGACUGGUAUGAUGCCCUGUGCAUCCUAUUGCGUCACAGCAAGAACGUCCGCAGCUGGUUUGCACACAACGUCCUCUUUGCCUUCCCCACGCGCUUCUCCGAGUACCUGCUGGAGUGUCCGAGUGCGGAGGUGCGCGGAGCUUUUGCCAAACUGAUGGUGUUCAUCGCACACUUUUCCCUGCAGGACGGACCCUGCCCUUCUCCGGUCACCUCGCCCGGCUCGUCCACACAGGCCUGUGACAGUGUGACCCUGAGUGACCAUCUGUUGCAUUCGGUGCUGAACUUACUGAGAAGAGAAGUGUCCGAGCACGGCCGUCACCUCCAGCAGUACUUCAACCUCUUCGUCAUGUACGCCAAUCUGGGUCUGGCAGAAAAGACACAGCUGUUGAAGCUGAGCGUUCCAGCCACGUUCAUGCUGGUGGCGCUGGACGAGGGUCUCGGGCCCCCCAUCAAGUAUCAGUACGCAGAGCUCGGCAAACUCUACGCGGUGGUUUCGCAGUUGGUGCGCUGCUGUGACGUGUCGCCGCGCAUGCAGUCCUCCAUUAACGGUAACCCACCUCUGGCCAAUCCAUACGGUGACCCCAGCCUCACGGCUCCCAUCAUGCCCCUGCAGCAGCUGGUGACCGAAAUCCUGUUUGUGCGCACCAGCUACGUGAAGAAGAUCAUCGAGGACUGCAGCAAUUCUGAGGAGACGGGGAAGCUGCUGCGCUUCUGCUGCUGGGAGAACCCACAGUUCUCCUCCACGGUCCUCAGCGAGCUGCUCUGGCAGGUGGCGUAUUCCUACACCUAUGAGCUGAGGCGAGGAAGUGAUUGUGGAUGUUUUGUAUCACAGAGUAAUGGGGAUCUGAAGAGGAAGUGGACGUGGGCAGUAGAAUGGCUGGGUGAUGAGCUGGAGAGGAGGCCAUACACGGGAAACCCUCAGUACAGCUACAACAACUGGUCUCCUCCGGUUCAGAGCAACGAGACGUCCAACGGAUAUUUCCUGGAGCGCUCUCACAGCGCCCGCAUGACCCUGGCCAAGGCCUGCGAGCUCUGUCCUGAAGAGGAGCCAGAUGAUCAGGAAGCACCUGAUGAGCACGACUCGUCGCCGCCGGAGGACACUGCGCUCUAUCCUCAUUCUCCAGGAACACAGUAUCAGCAGCCGAAUAACCAGCCCUACACCGGCCCGGCCGCCCAGCACAUGAAUAACCCGCAGCGGCCCCAAGAAAGCUGGGAAGGAACCGACGAGGUCCCUCCAGUCCAGACUAAAGAGUAGCAGUCGCCCACACCUUGCCUCGAGACCGCAUCCGCUCGCCUCCAGGACCGAGACCAGGCCUUAAAGCCCCGGAGCGGAGCCGCACUCUCUGCCAGCGCCGACGGCCCUCUCCAUUCUCCAUCUGUCUGUGAUGAUGACCCUGGAGCGACGCGGGUGCCUGCAGAGUCUGGUGCGCAGACGCAGACGCAGUCUUGGUGUGAACCGUCGCUGUAGCGGAUGGUGCAUGUGUGCAAACCUCUGGACCCCCUCCAGCUCCAUCAUCUUCAUCAUCAUCAUCAUCAUCAUCUGAGAAUACCUCAGCAGCCGAAUGAAGGGAAACCCGAGGCUUUGUGGUAUGCGUUUGCUGCGUCAGCGUGGACCGUUGCGGACAAACGCUGCAUCCUCAUGACUCUCCGUGGGGUCAACUCGGUGUCGCUCUACUGAUUUAGACGCCAUUGAAAGCUUUGAUUUGUUUUGUUGUUCUGUUAGGAGUGUGAUCUUCUGUUAGGGUCUUGAACACUGCUGCUGGCUCACUUUGUCGUCCACCUGCGUCAACCUCUUUAAUGUUGGUGUGACAAAGUGGCUGCAGAUUGGCACAUUUACUCCACAGACUACAUUCUCUCUGGCACUCGAGUCCAUGUUUCAUUUGUAUUGUCAGCGGGCUGGAAAGUGUAAUAACUCGUCUUAUUUUCUCACUGUUGAAUGGAAUUUCAGUUGCCCUAGUUCUGAGUCUGCCUCUUGGCUCCUCCCACUUCCUCUGUCCCCGUCCAAUGAAAACGCAGCCACGGCCACACUGCUCUGUAUCCGGGGAGAUUUGCAGGGAGAUCAUCAGGAUUCAUUCAUCAGCUGGAUUUAUAAAGUGUGGCUCUUUUGUCUGAAUACCAAAAUCACCAUAUUCUGUUUUGCCGUUUUCUUUAAUAGAGGUUAUUUUGUUGAAUUUGAGAAGAAAGAGUUUGAGCGUUUGAAUGCAAAGGCCUUGUCCUUGUGUUGUUAUUUUAAGAGGAUAUUUAAUGUACAGAGUUCUGUUUUUGCCGAACGUUGUUUACGGCGUGAGGUUGGAUUCUGGAGCUGCUUUAGCCAUGUGAAGUUUUCACUUGAAAAGAAGUCUUUCUUUUUCUGCACAGACGUGUAAUAACAGAAGCAUUGCACCACUAGAAACAAUAAAUUAAACAUUUAAAUGCAAACAUGACUUUUUAUUAGCUUUCCGAUGGUUUCUAUAAGAAGGUACGGUUUGUAAAUACCCGAAGCACACAGAAACACUCGGGGCUGCGUUUAUCAAAAGCAUCGUAAGCCUAAAUUGAUCGCAGAACCAUUGUCACCAAUAGAGCUACGAUCAACUGAGGCUUACGAUGCUUUUGAUAAACGCAGCCCAGACCUGAGACACACUUGUGCUCGUUAAAGCAUUGUGUCCUGAAACAUCUGCCAAAACCCAUCCUAACAAAGACUGAACGGCCCUGAACUGGGUUGUGAGCGGGUUAAACCAUCUAAACUAGCACUACAGGUCAUCCUUCUCUCAGAAUACAGAGGAUCUCACAAGCUUCGUUUUGUUUCUUCUUUUGUAAACGUCUCAUCAGGAUGACAUUUGCCUUCUGCUUUGUUUUUGCUUUUUCGGGUUUGAUUUUGUUUGAUUUCUAAAGCUCUUCUUGUGAACCGUGCAUGGAUAAUAUUCCUCGAUCGGCCUUCGAGCACUGUACAAACCCAGCACACUGUAAAAUCAUUAAAUUAUACUUUAAAGGUAAAAAAUAAAUGGUAUUUGAAUUACA
Messenger RNA from Sinocyclocheilus anshuiensis, 9542 nucleotides. Its product is annotated as probable ubiquitin carboxyl-terminal hydrolase FAF-X. NCBI's taxonomy places the organism in Eukaryota, Metazoa, Chordata, Actinopteri, Cypriniformes, Cyprinidae. Gene Ontology annotation, molecular function: cysteine-type deubiquitinase activity. Gene Ontology annotation, biological process: protein deubiquitination; cell migration. The record is from RefSeq and is a predicted model, not a curated record. Gene Ontology annotation, cellular component: cytosol; nucleus. The coding region runs from base 469 to 7800 and encodes 2443 amino acids. The transcript is spliced from 43 exons.